Molecule: messenger RNA, 2159 nt
Organism: Blastomyces dermatitidis ER-3
Lineage: Eukaryota; Fungi; Ascomycota; Eurotiomycetes; Onygenales; Ajellomycetaceae
Exons: 7
Coding region: 72-2159 (695 amino acids)
Source: RefSeq, a predicted model, not a curated record
ACGAGCUCCAAUUGACAGUGCGAGACUGAUGCUGCCCUUGUUUCAAGAACGAACUACGCGCCCGAAAUAUAAUGCUCUUCCCAGCAGUUUAUUAUAAGAACCUCUGCACAUUUGUGCUCUCGACGCAUCCUGGCAUGAUAAAGGAGCUAAAAAUUUAUAACCAUAUGCCUAGUUCAGUGACCUCCAACCCGUCUCGCAAGCGUCAGCAUCCUGAGCCCCAUCCAUCCGACAGGUCGCGAUUUCGGAAAAGGCAGAAGCUCAAUGUGUCGGCAUCAGCAUAUUGGGAUAACCUGUCAAAGAUUUGGUUAACCAAAGAUGCAUUAGACGAGUUGGAUCGAAGAAACAGCCACCUGAAACCACUCAAGAACCAUCAUCAACCUCUCACUCAACAAUUUCACACUGAGCUGAGAAAGCACUGUAAUCCUUUUCAGUUUGCUCCGGCCUUUCUCCGUGAUUGUGCAGCUUGUUCAAAGCAGAUAAAAAGGGUUUCCAGAUUGGGAGGACCUGACCUAACUGACCUUAGAAAUUAUCCUAAACCAGAAAACUUCCUUGAAAAAGCAAUGAGCUCAAGGUCCCGGAGUAGAAAGCGACGCGCAGGUUCUCCUCCAUCAACAAGAGCAGAUACAAAGGGUACCACCAAGUCCACGAGCACCACACCCUAUAAUCAUACCCACGCAUCUAAAGAACAACCAGUCACAACAUCAGUGAUUCCUAUCAUUGAAGGUGACAUUGAUGAUCCCAAAUGCGCCGGAGGGGGAUACCCACUUGGAAAUCUUGCCCCCUUAACUGAUGGCACACUGGCUCAGGCCAAGUCAGAUCACUUCUAUGGCGCGCGUCCUGAACAGCUUGAUUGUCAAAUCUGCAACAAACUUAGUGAUCAUAUUAUUCCAUCAACACAGGAUGACCUUCCAAUGGUACCGAACUUCUUUUUGGAAGCAAAAGGCCCUGAUGGAUCCUUGGCUGUGGCUACACGGCAGGCUUGCUAUGACGGCGCACUAGGAGCUCGGGGUAUGCAUGCUCUUCAGUCAUACCAACAAGAUGGAUCAACUUAUGACAACAAUGCUUACACUCUUACAUCAACUUAUCAUGGCGGUACACUCAAGCUAUACACAACUCAUCUCACUGAGCCCGAAGGCCUAGGCCGUCACCCUGAGUAUAUUAUGACUCAGCUCAAAGGCUGGUCAAUGACCAGUGACCCAGGAACCUUUCGGCACGGAGCAUCCGCAUACCGAAAUGCUCGGGACUGGGCAAAGGAAAGGAGGGAUGAGUUUAUUAUGGCAGCAAAUGAAACGCACGCAAAGGCCCAAUCUCAGCUUCUUCAUUCAACCUCUCAGCGCCAGACGGCUUCCGAGGCAGCUCUCACCUUGGACAACUCUGAUCUAUCGACAUUGUCCGACCACACAGAGUAUCAAGACACGCAAUGGAGCUUCGCGGAUACAACCGAAGAAGGAGGAGGAGAGUCUCAGAUUCUUAGUAGACACACCAAGAAGCCGAGAGUUGGCUCCAUUGUUGAAGCUUUGCAAACUAUCCGACGCCACACUUCCAUCAUGAGUACCCGGACAACUCGAACCCGUAAGAUCAAGGGAUCAAAACCUGGCUCAGUGGAUACCAGAUACGGCAGUGAUUCAAGUUCUGCUACAGAACAGAAUGAUAGUAUUGACCAAGGAACAACCAUGGCCGAGAGGGCCGAGCAACAGAGCUCCUUUGACUCUUGGGAAAACAUCUCCCUGAGCUCUACUGAUUCAAUGAGACCAACAUCUCCGGUACCGGUGACACAUAUUUGGGAAUUGGCAGCUCAUGAUUCUAUACACUGUGAGGAAAACACCGCUGAGGAAGCCGUUCAUAUCAUUCUCUCCGGGAAUCCACUGAAUCUCCAACCUUUGAGAUGUAUGUAUAAAUCUCUUAGCCAGGAAGAGGUGAGCUACAUCCGGAAGAGGCUGGAAGAAUAUACAGAAGAAGUGAGACAGCAUAUUCAUAAAUUAGAUGACUUUGACUGUGCAGUCAUCCUCGCGGAUGCCAGGACCCUAUUUUUGUAUAUUGCACUCCUGAAGUUGAUGAUCAAAAUCCAACAGACUGAGCCACAAUCCAAGAAGAGAACCAUGCAACCCGCUGGGGAUGCAGGCCAGGGAAACUGUGGAAAGCGGCGGCGACGACAUUAG